Messenger RNA from Dentiscutata erythropus, 343 nucleotides. NCBI's taxonomy places the organism in Eukaryota, Fungi, Glomeromycota, Glomeromycetes, Diversisporales, Gigasporaceae. The record is from the annotation of a GenBank genome assembly.
UACUCCUGCAAGAUCAACUAGAUUAGUUGAAUGCAGAAUUGUUAAAACAACAAACGAAAUGAGACACGUAAAUCCAGAGAAAUCAGAAGGCAACAUUAACAAAAUUAAUGGCAACAAUUGGUGUGGUUUGGAGACAGCAUGGGAAAGUAGAUUCCUAAGGGUCGUAAAAGAAGUGAUUCCAGAAAGCUAUGAUGAAAUUCAUGAAAAGUGGUCGGUUGCCCCGAGUGAUGGUGGUUGCGCUCUUUGGUCAGUGGUCGGUUACGCGCCAUCAUUGCGUAAAAUAAACAAUCGUACUAUAUCUUUUUAUUUGGUAAACAUAGGCUUUGAUAUUGACUCAGCAUAG